AUGGAGCCUCCGGGCGAGGAGCGUCCCGACAGCAACAACAAGGAUGCAAACGAUGAAUUUGAAACCCUCAAGUAUCAACUGCUUGGGCCCUCUUUGACCAAAGCCGGUCAGGAUGCCGUGGAUCAGCGGAAGGUGUCCGAAAUCAUCUACCACGCCUCCAAGGGCUCCAAGUUCUUCAACCACGAGCAGAACCGCGACAAGGUGCUGACGGCAAAGAUCGCGCGCAUUCUGCGCGAGAAGGCGCACCUCGAGACGCUCGACCUCUCGGCCGACCUGCGGCGCGCGGACCAGCUGCUCGCGGAGCUGGAGCUGACGCGGGAUUUAAGCCAGCACGUCGUGCACGUCGACUGCGACGCCUUCUUCGCGGCGGUUGAGGAGCUGGACCACCCGGAGCUGAAGGUGGUGCCCAUGGCCGUCGGCAAGGGCGUGCUGACGACCUGCAACUACGAGGCGCGCAAGUUCGGCGUGCGCAGCGGCAUGGCCUCCUUCGUGGCGAUGAAGCUCUGCCCGCGGCUGGUCUGCCUGCCCAUGAACUACGACAAGUACAGCGCCAAGGCGCGGGAGAUCCGCGCCGUCUUCGCCCGCUACGACCCCCUGUUCGAAAGCGCCAGCAUCGACGAGGCCUACCUUAACCUGACGGCCUACUGCGCGGAGAACGCGGUGGGCGCGGAGGAGACGGUCGAGCGCAUGCGCGCCGAGGUGCUGGCCGAGACCCGGGUCUCGGUCUCGGCGGGCAUCGCGGCCAAUGCCAAGCUGGCCAAGAUCGCCUCAAAUCGGAACAAGCCGAAUGGCCAGUUCUGCGUGCCAAGCGAAGGAGAGGCGAUCAUGGAGUUCAUGCGGGAGCUGCCGGUGCGGAAGGUGAAUGGCGUGGGGCGCGUGUUUGAGCGCGAGCUGGAGGCGAUCGGCAUCAAGACCUGUGGGGAUAUCUUCCCGCAGCGGGCGUAUUUGGCGCGCUUGUUCGGGGAGAAGGCGGCUUACUUCCUCAUGCAGUGCUAUCUGGGCCUGGGGAGGACGAAGAUCCAGCCCGUGGAGAACUAUGAGCGGAAGAGUGUGGGCACGGAGCGCACGUUUCAUGAGUUGGGCGGUAAGGAGGAGCUGCGCGCGAAGUUAUGGUCGGCGGCGGAGGAGCUGGAGAAGGACCUCGCGCGAACAGAGUUCAAAGGCCGCACCCUGGUGUUGAAGGUCAAGCUGGCUACCUUCGAAGUCCUCUCGCGGCAAUGUCAGCCCUCGCGCGCGGUAUCUACCGCCAAGGACCUCUAUGGCUUCUCCCUGCCGAUGCUGGAGAAGCUGGAGAAAGAGAUCCCUGACAUGAAGCUGCGAUUGCUUGGUCUGCGCUGCACCAACCUCGUGAGCACCAAGAAAGUCGGCAUCGAGUUUUUCGGCGUCGCCCCCCGGCCGAAACCAGCUGCGGAGCCGUCUCCCGACAACCACCCCGACCAAGAGAUCGGCGCGGAAGAAGCGUUUGAAAGGGCUGCGCGUCAGGAGUUGCAAGACGAGAUGAACGAGAUUGAGCAGCUCAGCCAGGAGGUCUCUGAAUCAGCAGAUGGCGAAAGCAAGCCUGCUCACAAUACAGCCCCGGAGUAUUGGGAUUGUCCGAUCUGCUUGAAACCGCAGGUGGCCGAUGAUCGGGUCUUCAAUGACCAUGUGGACUACUGUCUCUCUAAGCAGACCAUCAAGGAGGCGGUUCAGGGCGCCACUCAGCAUGUCCGCGAAGAAACACCGCCGGCUGCGUCCAAAUCACGCAAGCGCAAACCAUCCGGACAGGAGUCGCCGGAUCCGCGACAGAAGAAACUGUUCUUUUCUUGACUCGUUCAGCGUGCGUAUGCUGUAAAUGUAUCGUGUUGAGCUCAUGAUGAGGCGCCACGGCACGGGGGUAGAUUGUCUUGUCCGAGUUCGACCUUGAUUCCCCGGCCGGUCCUUGGGAAUUGAAUUCGACCUGUUUACGAUUGCAUUUGGAGUCACCACUUCUUUUUGGAGAGUCAUACACUUUAGACAACCACCUAUACCCCUUUUGGCUUUUUACAUGUACCCGCAACUUUUAAUUGG
This is a messenger RNA of Aspergillus uvarum CBS 121591, 2046 nucleotides long. RefSeq names its product Y-family DNA polymerase. Gene Ontology annotation, biological process: error-prone translesion synthesis. Gene Ontology annotation, molecular function: damaged DNA binding; DNA-directed DNA polymerase activity. The record is from RefSeq and is a predicted model, not a curated record. Bases 1 to 1806 code for a protein of 601 amino acids. Gene Ontology annotation, cellular component: nucleus. Lineage: Eukaryota; Fungi; Ascomycota; Eurotiomycetes; Eurotiales; Aspergillaceae. The transcript is spliced from 2 exons.